AUGGGUCUGAUGCUGAAGAAGCCUGAGGGCGUAGCUGGCUCGACCGCGCCCGCCAUCUUGGUCGGCCUGUUCGUUGCCUUUGGUGGUGUUUUGUUCGGUUAUGAUACUGGUACCAUUGGUGGCAUUCUUGGAAUGCACCACUGGCGACAGCUUUUCAGCACUGGCUACGUCAACAAGAAGGACAACAUGCUCGAUGUCACCGCCGAGCAGACCUCCUUGAUCGUCUCUAUCCUCUCUGCCGGUACCUUCUUCGGUGCUCUCACCGCAGCACCCACUGCUGAUUUCCUCGGUCGCCGCCUCGGUCUCGUCGUCAGCAACAUUGUCUUCUGUGUUGGUGUCAUUCUCCAGACCGUCGCCACUGCCAUCCCCAUGUUUGUUGCUGGACGUUUCUUCGCCGGCUACGGAGUCGGUAUGAUCAGUGCCACCAUCCCGCUCUACCAAUCCGAGACUGCCCCCAAGUGGAUUCGUGGUACCAUUGUUGGUUGCUACCAGCUUGCUAUCACUAUCGGUCUUCUACUCGCUGCUAUCGUCAACAACUCCACAAAGGACAGGACCGACACUGGCUCCUACCGUAUCCCUAUCGCUGUUCAAUUCGCCUGGGCUAUCAUCCUCUUCACCGGCUGCAUCUGGCUUCCUGAGACUCCUCGCUGGUUCAUCAAGAAGGGCCGCCCAGAAAAGGCUGCCAAGUCUCUCUCUACCCUUCGCCGCCUCAACGUUGACGACCCGGCUCUUGUUGAGGAGUUGGCUGAGAUCACUGCCAACCACGAGUAUGAGAUGUCUCUCGGCAAGGCCACAUACCUCGACUGCUUCCGUGGUAACUUGGGCAAGCGCCUUUUCACUGGUUGCGCCCUCCAGUCUCUCCAGCAACUCACUGGUGUCAACUUCAUCUUCUACUACGGAACAUCCUUCUUCCAGAACUCGGGCAUCAGCAACCCCUUCGUCGUCACCAUGAUUACUUCCUGCGUAAACGUCGCCUCCACCUUCCCCGGUCUCUACCUUGUCGAGAAGUGGGGUCGCCGCAACCUUCUCCUCUUCGGUGCCGUCGGUAUGGCUGUCUGCCAAUUCAUUGUUGCCAUCACCGGUACCGUUGCUGGUAUUGAUAACCAGGCUGCCCAACAGGCCUUGAUCGCAUUCGUCUGCAUCUACAUCUUCUUCUUCGCCUGCUCAUGGGGACCUGUCGCAUGGGUUGUGACUGGUGAGAUCUUCCCCCUCAAGGUCCGCGCCAAGUCGCUCUCCAUGACAACUGCAUCCAACUGGCUCCUCAACUUUGCCAUCGGAUACGCCACCCCCUACAUGGUCAACGACGGACCCGGCAACGCCAACAUGGGCGCCAAGGUCUUCUUCGUCUGGGGCGGAUGCUGCUUCAUCUGCAUCUUCUUCGUCUGGGCCAUGAUCUACGAGACCAAGGGUCUUUCCCUCGAGCAGGUCGACGAGCUCUACGGCAAGUGCUCCCAGGCCUGGAAGUCUCCCGGCUUCGUCCCCUCCAUCUCCUUCCAGGACGUCCAGGACAUGCAUGCCGACAACCGCCGCGCCAGCCUUACCGAUAUCGAGGCUGAUGCUUCCCGCAAGAGGAGCGCUACCUACACUGAGUACCCUGAGAAGACUGUUGUCUAA
This is a messenger RNA of Alternaria ethzedia, 1614 nucleotides long. RefSeq lists its product as uncharacterized. Gene Ontology annotation, molecular function: carbohydrate:proton symporter activity. Gene Ontology annotation, cellular component: membrane. Bases 1 to 1614 code for a protein of 537 amino acids. Lineage: Eukaryota; Fungi; Ascomycota; Dothideomycetes; Pleosporales; Pleosporaceae. The transcript has 3 exons. The record is from RefSeq and is a predicted model, not a curated record. Gene Ontology annotation, biological process: transmembrane transport; carbohydrate transport.